Messenger RNA from Gasterosteus aculeatus aculeatus (three-spined stickleback), 2891 nucleotides. Lineage: Eukaryota; Metazoa; Chordata; Actinopteri; Perciformes; Gasterosteidae. The record is from RefSeq and is a predicted model, not a curated record.
CCUCUGCGCUCCAACCUGGGGGCGCGGACCUGCGCGGGGGGGCGGCGGAGGACUUUCCUAUAAAAGCAGGGAUCCCGCGGUCUCUCCGUCCCCGGCAGACACAGAGCCGCGAGUCCCCGCGAGUCCCCGCGAGCAGCAGCGUCCCCCCGUCACGGUGUCGGUACACCCCCCGAGAGGAGAAGCUCAGUCCCGGACUCUGAAGCGACCCCACCAGCGAGGAUGUCCCGCACCGACGAGGUCCACCGCAUCACGGAGAAUGUCUACAAGUCCAUCAUGGAGCAGUUCAACCCCUGCUUGCGGAACUUCAUCGCGAUGGGGAAGAGCUACGAGAAGGCGCUGACCAGUGUCACACAUGCUGCAAAGGGCUACUUCGACGCUCUGGUGCGGAUGGGCGAGAUGGCCAGCGAAAGUCAAGGCUCUAAGGAUCUUGAGGAGGCAGCAUGGGAGGUCCUCUUUCAGAUGGCCGAAGUGCACAGACAGAUCCAGGUCCAGCUGGAGGAGAUGCUCAAGUCGUUCCACAACGAGCUGCUGACGGAGCUGGAGAAGAAGGUGGAGCUGGACGCACGCUACCUGAACGCCGCGCUGAAGAAGUACCAGACGGAGCACAAGGGCAAAGGGGAGAGUCUGGAGAAGUGCCAGGCAGAGCUGAAGAAGCUGCGCAGAAAGAGCCAAGGCAGCAAGCACCCGUCCAAGUACGGGGACAAGGAGAUGCAGUACGUGGAGGCCAUCAGCAACAAGCAGAGCGAGCUGGACAACUACAUCGCCGAGGGCUACAAGCACGCGCUGUCCGAGGAGCGGAGGAGGUACUGCUUCCUGGUGGACCGGCAGUGUGCCGUGGCCAAGAACAGCAGCGUGUACCACAGCAAGGGGAAGGAGCUUCUGUCCCAGCGGAUCCCGUUGUGGCAGCAGGCAUGUGCCGAGCCCAACAAGCUGCCCGACCGCGCCUUGUUCCUGGCGCAGCAGAUGAGCGGCGUGGCGGGAGCGAUGGUCGCCGGCGCGCAUCAUCCAGGCAUGACCUCCGAGCCGCUCUCCGGGGCCAAACCCCUGCCGGUGCCCCCGGAGCUGGCGGCCCUCAGGGCCAGCGGGGGUCUGGGACAGCAGAGGAUGUUGGGGGCCGUGGAUGGAGGGAUGGCGGCGAUGAACGGCAGCGCGGGGGCCCGCGGAGGAGAGGACUACCAGCAGUGGAUGGAGGGCAAGGUGGCCCAAGCCAAAGCCCCCCCGCAGACGCAGCGCCACGCCGGGGAGGUCUACUCCAACACCCUGCCGGUGCGCAAGGCGGCCCCCGCCAAGAGCAAGACCACUCUGACGGAGACCCGCACGCUGCCCCGGUCCAGCUCCAUGGCAGCGGGGCUGGAGAAGAACGGCAGGACCAGAGUCCAGGCCGUGUUCUCCCACGCGGCCGGGGACAACGGCACCCUGCUGAGCUUCUUCCAGGGCGACGUGAUCACGCUGCUGGUCCCGGAGGCCCGUGACGGGUGGCACUACGGGGAGAACGAGAAGACCCGCAUGCGCGGCUGGUUUCCUUUCUCCUACACCCGCUUGAUCUCUGAGGCCGACUCCACCUCCAUGAGGCAACUUCGAGUUCACAACCUCCACGGGAAGAGCAGCAGCACAGGGAACCUGCUCGAGAGAGAGGACAUGGCCCCCGCCGGCCCCGACUACGGCAUCCACCCGCGCAUGGCGGCGCAGGGGGCUGCUGCGCUGCACGGCCGACAACAACAGCGCCCCUACAGCGUGGCGGUGCCAGGCUUCUCCCAGCAAGGCGGUGAGGAGUACGAAUCCGGCUUCCCCACGAGCAGUGACCCCCCCUUCGAGCCGGCCACGGAAGCUCCCGCCAAACCGCCCCUCUCUGAUGAGGAGGAGGAGGAGGAGGACUCCCUGGAGAAGGCCUCGACCCCCCAGGGGGAGUGUUGAGCCUCAGUGUGACACAACAGCUCACUGCGACGGGAGUCGCUGAGGCGUCGUGUGCAAAUAGCUGCCGGUCAUUGAAUCGUGUUUGAUCGUCUGUGAUUGACAGCCGGCGUAUUCGCGGUCUGAACGCAGAUAAAUAAUCUCCAGCAGGAUGAUGAGGCACUAAUGUAGUGAAACACUAACCAGAGACCAGUGUGUGCGUGAGGCGACUCACACGACUCAGUACUUCACUCUGCAGAUCCUGCAGUAUUUAAUAAUUGCUGUUAUCAGUAUUACUGCACAGAUUAGAUGAUCGGUGAUAUUGUUACAUGCAGUUUGUAAGAUCUUCUUUAAGGAAAAUGCUUAAGAGAAGUGUGAAAUAAUCCACAACAUAUAUAUCUGUUUAGUUAUUGCAGAAGGAGUGAGAUAAAUCAGAAGUGCACUGAUACGGCGAGCAGAUGAAAAUGUAUCUUACAAUUUGAUGGAUUUGAUUUAGAAUAAUCAAUCUGGUUAAAACUGGCUGCUGAUAAAUAACUAUCAGGUCUUUUACAAUACAUUCAAGACUGAGGUUGGAAUUGAAAGUAUGUUUUCAAGAUGUCCAAUAGUUUUAAAACUGAACUGAAGCGAAAUCAGAAGCAGAAGCCAUUUAUAUGUUAAACAGAGAGGAAUUUGACUUGCGAUAAAGAAUACAUGUGAAUAUUUGAUAUGCAUUUAACUAUUGGGCUUCAUACUUAAAGUUUUAGCAGUUUCUCUUUUACUUCUUAGUUUUGCAGACGAGUUCUGCAGAACAGUAAAUGUUCUGCGUGUGAAAGAGAAUCCGCCUCAUCCAUGAACUUCAGACCACAUCCAUCAUCUGGAUGGACUAUGGAUGUUUCUGCUGUGACCUCAUUCUCCCACAACGCAAACGCUCUGCAAACAAAUAUGACUGUCGACGUGUGUCAUGUGAUCUGGUUUUCAGUUUGAUUUUAAUAAUAAAAUAAAGUUGCUCAUGUUGUGCUGUA